Nilaparvata lugens (brown planthopper) is the source of this 1712-nucleotide messenger RNA. RefSeq lists its product as uncharacterized. Bases 733 to 1596 code for a protein of 287 amino acids. Lineage: Eukaryota; Metazoa; Arthropoda; Insecta; Hemiptera; Delphacidae. The record is from RefSeq and is a predicted model, not a curated record. The transcript has 2 exons.
ACUUUCCAUCGUCCAGAACCAUUCAAGCUCUCGGUAUUUAUUAAUAGAGCAGACUAUUUUGCAAUAAAUGGAUACUUUUCACAUGAGAAAUCAUAUCUGCAAUGUGUAUAUUGCAAAUAUAUUAUUGAAAAUCCUUAUGAAGAAGUGAUACAUGUUCUGUUUUGUAUAUAUAAAAAGAUGAACUAUAAUGGAAAAGAAAAGACGAAUGAUGAAAAAGAAGAUGCUGUGGGAAAACAAGCUGGAUAUUGUACAAUAUGCACUCUGUUGUAGAAGUAAUUCCUAAUCAGAAUCGAGAUAUUAGUGAUUUGUUAGGAAUAAGUGCAUUGUAGUAGUAUCAGGAGAGAAGUAAGUUCUGAAAAAAUCAUGAUCAGAAAAAUAAAGAAUUGUAUCAUACUUACAUGCAAUGAAUGAUGUGCUGUAUUGUCUCUCUCUCUCUCUGCUUACACUCCAACUCUCAGACUAGUUCUUCAUACAUCUUUCCUCCUCAAAGACUGGAGUGAUUAUGCAGUAGUGCACACUCAAACUCUGUGAAAUCAACGAACAAAAUGAAAAUCACAAUAAUAUUGAGAAGAGAUUUAACAAGUCAACAUGUGAUGUUAAUUAUGAAAAUUAAUGAGGAGAUUUGAUACUACAUUGCUCUCACAUUCGAAAUAUUGUUACUCGAGAUAUUAUAUCUGGAACUGAGAAAUUUUAUAUCAGUGCAUUGUGAGAAUUUGAUAUUUUUUUCUCUGAAUGCACCUUGCUGUAGGUGUUAGAAUGCAUUUGUAUUUCAAGGAUGUGAUAAGCGGGAAAAUGCACUAUCUCUCACUCAUCCUAAAAAAGAGAGAGAGAGAAACGAACGAGUAUAUAAGUAGCGGUUAUUGGAUUUGCCAGCUUCAUUCGAGCACUAGUCACGUUACACAUAUCCUCGUCAUCAUGGACUCAUCAUUCAUGCGUCAGGACUACAUUCUUCCAGAUACUCCUCCUCAUCAACAACAAAGCACUUCCUUCCCAUCUUACUGGGCAGUGCAAGCUGCACCGAAGAAGAAGCUUCCAUCCGCCAAUAGCAGUGCUGCUCCUGCUGCUGCUGCUGCAUCCGACUGCGAGGACUCACCGCUGAAGAGCCGUGGUGUCUUUGUGGAGAGAGGGAUGAGCAGUGAGGAAUUCAUUGUACCAGACACACCACCAUCUCAUCUGAAGUGGGCACCGAGGCGUGUACCACUCACGACGAUUUCCAACAAGCAACAGGGGAAGAGAAAGCUGCACUUCCUGGAGGAGGAUGAGGAGGAAACCAACUUUGUACACUCAAAGAAACAACGUGCAUAUGAAGGUGAUAACUCCUCUAUGGUUCCACUACUAGAGGAGGAGGCUGCUCGGGAUGAUCAGAAUCAGGAUGACUUUAUUGCAAUCAUUAAUAGACCCACAGCUAAACCGUGGAUGCCUCUCCACGAUCUGGCGGAAGAUGUCCCGCAUAGUAUCAUCUCGGCUCGUGAGGAAACAAACCACCACGGUAGACGAAUAAUAUUGAAAAUGAACAUUUCAUCUACAAAGAAAAUCUCUGAGGUAUAUCUACCUCAGAGAUUUUCAUUCAUAAUUUCCCCCGUAAAAGUUAUUUAAUUUAAUGCUAAUUGUAAAAAUUUAGGAAUAGUGGUGAAGCAUGUCACCGCUACAUGGACUGACAUUAAGAUUGUUAAAAUUUAACAAUCUUAUUCUCAUACCAUGUUGCAGUGAGA